This is a messenger RNA of Culex pipiens pallens (northern house mosquito), 4366 nucleotides long. RefSeq names its product exportin-6-A (gene ebo). The transcript has 4 exons. Gene Ontology annotation, biological process: protein export from nucleus. The record is from RefSeq and is a predicted model, not a curated record. Gene Ontology annotation, molecular function: small GTPase binding; nuclear export signal receptor activity. Lineage: Eukaryota; Metazoa; Arthropoda; Insecta; Diptera; Culicidae. The coding region runs from base 416 to 3586 and encodes 1056 amino acids.
GCGUAGAGUUGGUCCGAAGCAGUCAGAGUCAGUUCAUUUACAGAGCUCCAAGUCCAAGUCGUCUAGGGGAAGUCGCAGGAAAAAGUGCAAAGAAAAAUCUUUAUCUUUUGUGCGACAAAACGAAACACGCAAUAAGAAGAGGACGACUCCUUGUCGUGAGUUCUCGGAAGCAGGGCUGGGUUGGGCCGGAACGUAGUGCAACGGCCACGUCCGGACGAACCUCCCGCAGCUUGAGACGGGGACGGAGGUGCCACGGGAGUUUUUCUCCGUGGCGGAACGGGGGCGUUUACGUGGUGCUCGGUGUGUGGCGCAGGGAAGUUUCCGGAAGGGGGAGUUUCAGGGAUCGAUUGCGGGAUCGGAAGACUCGAGCUGAUUCGGCACUGGUGGCACCACCUUCCACAGGAGGAAAAGAAAGAUGGCGGAGCCGACCGGCGACCUGCUCGCGAUCGAGGCCCUCGUCAACGAGUUCUACCAUCCGGGCACGUCGAACGCCCGCAAGCACACCAUCGAAGGUCAGCUGCAGCAGUUCCAGCGGACCCCGCACUCCUGGCUCCUAUGUCUGCAGAACCUGCCCCGUUUCAACAACCAGUACUUUUGGUUCUUCAACGUGUCCACGGUGGAGGUGACCAUCCAGCAGCGAUGGCCCGCGCUGGAUGAGGCGGCCCGGGUGCAGCUGCGGGACGCCCUGUGGGCCACGUACGCGGCCUUUUCGCACGACAUUCCGGGCAUGCAGCGCGACAAGGUGGCCCAGCUGGUGGCGCUCGUUGGGAAGCGCCAGUUUCCGGAGGAGCAUCCGGACUACAUGAGUCAGGUCCUCGAGCUGCUCAAGAGCAAGUUCACGCUGGGCGUGACGCUACUGCGCGCCACCUCGGACGAGAUCACCAGCACCAAGGCGGACAUCACGAGCGAGCGGCAAAAGUACCUCUCGUACUGCGUCUCGAUGUACCUGCCGGCGACGUUCGAGAUCCUGCAGCGGUACGCCGAGCUGUGCAUCAAUCGAACUAUUAGUAAGAACGGAAUCGCCAGCAUGGCCCAUCUGCCGGUACCGUUCGGGGACGACUCGCGGCUGGAGCAAGCGACGACGGAUCUGCUGGUGUGCGUGCAGCAGAUCUUCUCGUGGGCACCGCUGGACAACGUGACGGCGCCGGAGUUUUUCCAGAGUUUGUUCAUGCUGGCGCGGUGGAACGAGGUGUACAACGAUGUGUCGAUAUCGGCGUUGACGACCAUUUCGGAGCUAUUUUACCGACAGAAGCCGCUGCCGCUGCCGACGGUGAUCGCGACGGGGGUGAUCGAGCUGUUGCAGCAGCCGACGCUGAAGCUGUCGAACGAGCUGUACCAGGACAAGCUGACGGAGCUGUUGCGGCUGUUUACGACGCAGCAGUGGGUUCGGUGGAGCAAGGAUCCACACUUUCCUGCCAUAAGUUAUUUGAACUGCCUGUUUCAGUACACGUUUUAUGGGUAUGGGGCGUUGGCGUUUACGGAGCGGUUGACGAUCUGGACGCCGAUCGUGAGGGGCUUCUCGAGUGAUUGUGGGGGUUCGGUUUCGAGUGGGAAGCACGCGGAUAAGCUGCUGGCGUUGGCUUCGGGGACGGUAAAGCGGAUGUUGUUCCAGUACGAUUUUGAUCAGCAGCUGGACAUGUUGGACGGGGAGGAGCUGGACGACGAUAAUGAGACGGAGUUGCAGCACUUUUUCAACCAGUGCAUCGAUACGAUCGCGCAGAUUGCGGAGAUUGAGCCGGUGAGGGUGUACGACGUGGUGUUUUCGGAGUUUGCUUCGGAUGUGGCGGGUCCGUACGCGACGGUGCUUUCGACGGUUGGGCUGAUUAGUGGUGGUCAUUUGCAGGCUGCGUACGAUGAGGAUGGUCGCAACGGGUUGCGGUGCAAGUUUCGUGAUUUCAUAUCGUUGUGCCAGUUGAUUGCGCGGAUCAGUCCGUUGCUGCACGAGCGAUCGGAGAAGGUCGGCGAUACGCUGGGUCAGCUGAUCGAGUCGUUGGUGAAGCUGGUGGAGACGGUUUCGGGUGCGGCUGGGGACCCGAUGGAGUACUUUUUCAUGCAUUUACCGGCGCUAGCGGGUGAGAUGGUGGACGUGGUCAGUCAGACGAUGAUCACGCUGCGGAGUCUGCUGCUGGUGGCGCACAUCCCGUUUGGGGAGGCUGAAAUGAUGCAUUUCGUGGGUUGCAUUCCGAGGUUUCUGCUGCCGCCACAAAAGGUCAAGCGGGACCAGCUGCGGAUGCUGACGAGUGCGGCGGCCCAGCUAUUGCUCAGUGUAAGUGCCAAUUUGCGACCAAAAUACCUCGUACAAGCUAUUAAACCGUUGGUGCACAGUGACCUGCGGCAUUUGGAGCGGCCAACGGCACUGACCGUUCGUCGAGCGAUCUGCAACUGCUUCGUGCUGCCAUGGGUUGGGUGUUCCGUACCGGAACAGAACUACGAAGGUCGAGCGGCGUUACUCCAAGAGUACAUUGCAUUUAUCGCCGGGGAUUUGAUCAGGCUUGACCUGGGUCACGGUUUCAGCAACGGUGGCACCACCAACCCCUCCCUAGACUACGGCCAAGAGGAGAAGAUCGUUGCGGUGGCUACGUCCGUGCUCGGCAUGUUGCGAGACCUGCUCGACUACUACCAGGAGCAGAGCAGUCCCGUCAAGCAGAUGCUGGCAGCCGCGUUCCGACCUGUGAUAGAGAAAACUCUCACCAUUUACAGUGCUGCCAGCAGCAAGAACUGCGCCCUCAUCGAGCGCAUCUUCGACUUCUGCCUCGGCAUCAUCCGCACCCUUCAGGUUCAGCUCGGCCAGCUGUUCCUCAAGAACAUCAUCCUCCUGUUCCUCGGCAAGACCAAGUCCGAGCAAAUCACCGCCCAGAGGUUCCGCUCGCUCGACAUCCUGCUCAAAAUGUUCCUCCUGAUUGUCGAACAACCCGGCAACGUCUCCCUCCUGCCAGACAUCCUCAACUUCUCCAUCGAGCACGUACUCCCGCUCGUCUUCGCCCAAGAACACACCCCCGCCAAAAGCGAACAAAACGGCCACGCCGACGCCAGCCUCUCCCUCUACCUGCUCUUCAACGGCAUCCUGCUCCACCGGUGGCAAUACUUUUACAAAUCCAGCGUGCUCAAACAGUUCACCCCCAGCGUGUCGGCCGCCCUCGGCAACCACCAGCCCACAUCCGGACUCGACCACCCGGACCAGUUCACCGCCAUCAUGAACGCGUACGGCCAGGCCAUCGUGUGCGCCAACGAUCCGCACGUCACCCGCGCCACCCUCCAAUCCCUCCAGGCCCUCAACGACCGGUGGAAACUGUACGGGCGGGAGUUUUUCCGCCAGAACCUGCUCCAAUCGUUCGAGGCGGCCAUCAUCAAGGCGCUGCUCGCGCCCGAAGGCAUUCUGCACUACGAGCUGUUCCUGGCGGUGCUGUACAGCAUGGGCGAGGUGGACAUGAAGCGACUGCACGAGACGUUCGCCGGGAUCGGAUUUCCGGCCGUGUCGCAGCAGGUCGAGCAGGUGUGCCUGUCGACGGACUACCCCACGUUCGCCCAUCGCAUGAACCAGCUCAUCCAGGACACCAAAUGUGGUCAGCUCAACGGAACGGCCUAAAAUUUGUGGGGUUUCCCACAACAAGUCAAAAGCCAACUUGAGCCACAGAUAUCAUCCUAAAUUGCAGUCAGUCGCGGUAAGUCAGUCACGCCACACACAAACUAAGAAAAGAAAAAACAACUCACAUUCACACACACACACGCCCACAAGAGAAGAAGAAGAUGAACAUCUUUCCUAGCGGAGCGUUUCUCUGCGAGAAAUAGGCGUUCGUGGGAAACGCGUGGGACAGUACUGAAAUUCACGAAAAUUCCAUAUUUUACUAAAAUUGAUCAAGCAAAAUCAAGCAAACUAAGUGUAAUUCAAUGGAGGACAACGCCCCCCGUUGAGAUAGGCUAGUUUUACGUUUCAAAAGUCCAAGUUUGCGUUGGACGAACCAAGUCUAAAAUGAAAAUUACGCGCAUUAAAUACGUAUGAAGCAAAAACAAAUUAGACAAAACUAAACUACUAAAAAAAAAAACAAAAUGUCAGUUAGGCAGGUAAGGCUUCGCUCGAAUUCGAAAGAGGAGAAUGUUUCGUUCUUUAGGUUUUCUUUAAACAUUUUAACGUUUUGUGUUUAUUACUUUAUUCGUGUUUAAGUUAUAUUAUCAGGUCAAACUUGCUUUACACAGUUUAAUUAAAAAAGGAGAAUCAAAGUCGUGUGCAAAAGAAAACGCAAACUCUCUUCACAUCUAAGUCGUACGUAAAGUUAUUGAAAAACUAGGGAUAUUUUAUUUUACAAUGUCAAGUUGUAACAUGUGAUACUGAGAAUUAUAAGAUUACGUUUAAAAUCUCGCUUUAUUU